Messenger RNA from Pseudoliparis swirei, 4199 nucleotides. RefSeq lists its product as uncharacterized. The record is from RefSeq and is a predicted model, not a curated record. Gene Ontology annotation, molecular function: D-aminoacyl-tRNA deacylase activity; sequence-specific DNA binding. Bases 467 to 3580 code for a protein of 1037 amino acids. Gene Ontology annotation, cellular component: cytoplasm. The transcript has 19 exons. Lineage: Eukaryota; Metazoa; Chordata; Actinopteri; Perciformes; Liparidae.
GUAAGCUACUUUGUUUCAGUUAUAUUUACAAAUCUUUUAUUUAGGAUAAAAUGUGACCAAUCUUCUGACACGAUAAACAAAAUUCAUGUGCCGUAUAAUAUAUAGUUCAACAUCCUGUAUCAAUUAAUCAACAUAUUUAAAAAUGGAUGAAGAUAUUCUUCUUAAAGUAAAAAGUCACUAGCUAAAUAUAAAACUUUUAUUUUGAAAGCUCCCUCAUCGGAAAAUACGAGUUGCUGCCGCGAGCUUAAACGUGCGAACCACCAAACGUCACAUUUAGCUUCUAGUUUGAGCUGAAAUGUGUCACUUUGCGGUCUGUAUUUGUACAUUUAUUUGAAGGGAAACACAGUUUAAGUCGUUUAACCGAACGGUCGGGUCCGAAAACAACGCGUUGACCGUUUAGUUCCAGUUGGAAGUUGAUGGCGGUGUAACGAGGAUUUGUGUGUACCGGACACAAGAUGUUCUGAAGAUGCCAUCUUUUGACUUGUUGAACCGGGUGGAGCUGUACAUGCGGGCGGGAACAUUUCCCCUGGAAUCCUCGAAGAGCUCAAAGAAAGUGACCAAAGCGGCCAGCAAGCACUUUAUCUAUAAAGAUGGCUGCCUGCUGCGCUCGUACCGAGGUCGCCUCCUCCGGGUCGUGAGGAGCGACGAGGAGGUGAGGGAGAUCCUGGCCCGUUACCACGACAACAACAGCCAUGCGGGGCGGGUCCGAGUGGUUAGGGAGAUAAUGUUGAUGUAUUACUGGGUCGGAGUGACGGAGGCGGUAAAAGCCUGGAUCCAAGACUGUGCCGUCUGCCAGAGCCGGACUCCCGUAGAACCGCCAGCACCCCCGGUCCAGUUCUGCCUGGCCUACGGCUGCGACGCCUCCAGCUACGUGCACCCUCAGCUCAGCUUCCACAGGUUCCCCAAGGACGCGGAGCGGCGGCGGCGGUGGCUGGUGCUGUCUCAGAGGGACGAGGGCUCGCUCCGUACCAACUCCUGCCUCUGCUCCAGGCACUUUGAGCCGGCCUGCUUCUCGCCGAGUGAGGGCGGUCAGCCGACUCUGUCGCCGGACGCCGUGCCCACCGUGCCCAUUGUCGUCUCCGCGGCGACGCAGGAGGACGAGGUUCCGGCCCCUUCAGACGAGGACUUCCUCCAGUCCGGCAGCCUGGAGGACCUCCUCUCCACUGCGGCUGCAGAACCCGCAGACCCCCCCGAGCCGGCCUUCGAUCGCUGCGACCCCCCCACAGAGCUGCAGGAGCACCAGUACUGCCUCCCGGGCCCCGAUCCGGACUGCAGGGAGGUCCAGACCGUGAUGGAGCUCAAGAGGAGGAAGGUCGUCAUCGAGCCCAGCUUCAAAGCCUACAACCAGAUCGCAGAGUACCUGAGCCACAGAGUCCUCCCCAUGCAGAGCAAGGCAGCCAGAGGGGGUUUGAAGAGGAUGUCCAAGCGCUUCGGUCUGAACGAUGGCGUGCUGCUGUACACCAGGGUCUCUCCUCCUCUACGAGUGCCCCGCUGCAGAGAGGAGGUGAACUCGAUCCUGCAGCAGUUCCACGACAACCAGGGUCACUACGGCCACGGGAUCUGCCAGCGGGAGAUCACCAAGCACUUCUACUGGGCCAGCAUGACUCACGACCUGGCCCGCUGGAUCUCCAGCUGCGACACUUGCCUCAACCGGUCCAAGAGGAAGUGGCUCCGCUGCAGCGUCUCCACCUGCACCAACUGCUGCGGGCCGGUGGAGCGCGGCCUGGGCCUCACCUUCCACAAGUUUCCUCUCGACAACCUGGCCCUGCUGACCCAGUGGCUGAAGGCCGUCGGCCGGCCCAACUGGCACCCUCGGCUCGGCUCGUCCGUUUGCUCCACCCACUUCACCGAGGACUGCUUCGACCGCGGCGGGGACAAGGUCUCUGUCCAGCCGGACGCCGUACCCACGCUCUUGGUCCACGGCGACUCUGCGACUCUAUCCAGAGGUCCAACUCAGCGUGCAGGGGAGGAGGCCUAUUUUGCCAAGUACGAUGCCGUGGAGCUCUACCUGAGCAGACGCACAUAUCCUCCUGGACUGAGCUACGUGGAGAAGAACACCUUCAGGAGGUUCUGCAAGAAGUUCACCAUCAAAGACGGCGAGCUGCACAUCAUGAGAGGCGACCGGGUGCGUCUGGUUCUGAGGAGCCGGCAGCGGGUGGAGGCCGCCAUGACGGAUUACCACAACGAGCUGAACCACCUGGACAUCAACAAGUGUCUCAGACUGCUGAACGAACGGUACUUCUGGAAAACCAUGAAAACCGACGUGCUGCAGUGGAUCAGCAGCUGCUCGCAGUGCAGCAGGAGGAAGAAACCAGUCGGCCAAUCGGAGCCGAGGGCGUCUCCUCUGGAGGCGAUGACGUCGCCGCAGAUACCCGAUGACCCCGACAGUGGGAAGGACGGUGACGAUUGCAGCGACGAUGACGAGGAGGACGAGGAAGACGGAGGCGAAGUGGACGUAGUAGAGAGGAGGCCAGACACGACUUCACAGGACAGAGCGCAGAGUCCUUUGCCCCCCACGCCCGUGAACCCCACCAGGCCUCAGCCCAGGAUCCCCAUCCUCCUCCAUCUGAGAACUCCCAUCAAUUUCCAGCCCAGAAUUCCCAUCAUCCUCCAGCGAAGCAUUCCCAACGCCCCCUUCGUGGCCAGACUCAUGCCCGUCCGGAGAGGACCGCCGCCGCCGCCGCAGUUUGAAGUCACCGGGAGCCAAAGCGGCCUCGAGGUCCAGGAGGAGCGGAUCCAACUCCUGGACCGGAGGAGGACGGGUCGGCCUCAGGGCAGCGCCAGGACCCAUCACUUUGUCAAAGUCCCAGAGAAACCCAACCCUCUGUCGGAGUCGUGUCCUCCGCCAACGGAGCUCCCGCAGGCGGCAAGCGGCGGGCUGACGACCGCGAACCGAACCCAAAGCCAAGGCGUAGUCAGGCACCCGGUGAAGAGGAAGAGAGACCUGGAGGCGCCGUCUUUGGCCAGAAGGAGCUUCAGCGCUGGCCUGGAACCCAUCGUGGCCCCGAGCACCAAACCCUGGCCCGUCUUCACCAUCGCACAACCGCCUCCUGAGGUAGACUGCUCGCCUCCCUCCUCGAGGCCCCGGGGCCUUCAGGCCCGGACCGUGGUCCAGCAGUGCAGGACGGCGAAGGUGAAGAUCAGACCUGCGCUGGACGGGGCCGACGCCCAGUGGGCCGAGAUCCAGGAGGGGAUGGUCGUGUACGUGUGCUUCUUCCACGGAGCCACGGAGGACGCCGCUCACGACAUGGCCAGCAGCCUGAUGACCACCAAGCUCUUCCGUAAGGACUCGGGCCACUCGGUGUCCGUCCUCGACCUGCCCGGCAGUGUGUUGUUCAUCCCCCAGGACUCGCUGCUCGGGGAGCCGGUUGCCAGGAGACGGGUCCGGUACCGAGGCGGCUGUGAGCUGUGGAGGGGCGCCCAGCUCUUCUCCCACCUGGUGGCCGCCUGCAGGGAGCUCAUGUCCGGCUCGGCCAAGUGCGCCAAGGCCGGCGUCGCGGUGGAGCAGGGCAUCUACGGGCAGAAGCAAGAGGUGGUCCUGAACUCCACGGAGCCGCUGACGCUGCUGCUGGAGUUCUGAGGGGCGAGCCGGGACUUCCAGGAGUCCCUCGAGGGGAUCUCUGAGGGAAGAUCCGGGACUUCCAGGAGUCCCUCGAGGAAUCUUUUUUCCACCCCAAAAGAGGUCCAGGAUGAUGGAACCAGUGGAUCUAAACUCAGGGAGUCAAAAGUUCCCAUUUUGUGUCUGAAGAACUUUGAAGAUGAAGCAAAUUAGACCAGAAUGUUGUUUCUUGGUAUUUACUUUUGUAAAAAAAUUGUAUUAUUUAAUGAAUGAAUGAGACAGUCAAUAAUCUUUUGACUGGUUAUUUAUUUCAGCUUUUAUUUUAUUUUUACAAAUGGCACUAAAUUUAGCCCAAAUGUGAGCUCUUCAAAAAGGUCUGAACCUUUUUUGGUUCUGGUUUCUUUGACUCGAGAACAUUUCUCUUUGUGAAGACGCUUCAAGCCGUUGGAGUCUGUGAAAGUCUGCCUUAAACAAAAAACAUAUUUAUAAAUAUUAUGUUGACGUGUUUGUCAGUUACAGGAAAAGUCUGUUUUUAUUGAACACCGUCGUGUGAAAAGCGUCCGCGAAGUCCAAUAGUUUGAGUUUAUCUUUUGUUCAGUGUUUAUUCUGUGACGAUAUUAUUAAAUAACUAUUUCUUGGA